GUCAAGAGCAUACCAGAUACCUUCACAUCAUUAUGCACUUAUCUGAACUCAUUCAUAUGCCCUCUGAUUGAAGAAGUGCAUGCUGAUGUCUUUUCAUCAUUGGACGGCUAUGCUCAGGCAAGCUUUAUACAAAUAAUCUGGGUGGAAAAGCUUGAUGAUGAAAAAUCAAUAUACUGCUUUGAGGUUUCGGAGCCAUCAAAGGAUCAGAAGUCAAGGCAGACAUAUGAUCCUAAGGAGGGGGACAUAAUAGUUGUAUCCUUGCGGAAACCGCAGCACGUGUCUGAUUUGAUACAAAGUAAGGCAUCAUAUGUUUUAGGUUCAGUUCUAAAAUGUGGAGGCAGAGAAGAUGAUGACUUCCCAAGCAACUGUUGUAUUGUUCGGUUUUCAUCUGCUAUUCCUGUUCAAGUUGAUCCAGAAACAAAAAUGCCUACAGGGCCAUCAUUUGCUGUUUUUCUCAUAAAUAUGAAGACUUACAACCGUAUAUGGAAGUGCCUUCGUAUGGAAGCGGAACGCCAGAACAAGAGUAGUACUGGCGUCGUCGAUCUGGUGUGGCAAUACAAGCGAAGGGUAUUGGAUGCUAGCUCGUCAUGCUCCCCGAUAUCUCAAUGCUUCACUCGUAGAUCAAUUGAUAAUCUUGGCCUUGAGAAGUUCAACCUAAAUGAUUCACAGCUCAAUGCAAUAACAGACUGUGUCUCGGCAAUUGAGAACCUUUCGCCUUCCCUAAAACUUAUAUGGGGUCCCCCUGGGACAGGUAAAACAAAAACCAUUAGUACUAUCCUGUGGGCAAUGCUCAUCAAGGGAGUAAAGACACUUACCUGUGCACCAACCAAUACUGCCGUACUGGAAGUUGCAUCUCGAAUUGUCAGGCUUGUUGGAGAGUCAUCAGAUGGCAGCCUCUGCUUUCUGAAUGAUAUUGUCCUGUUUGGAAAUAAAGAGAGGAUGAAAAUAGAUGAUAGUCAUGAUCUUUCCAUGGUUUUCCUUGACACGCGUGCAGAGCGGUUGUUGCCAUGUUUCCUACCACAUACUGGUUGGAGGCAUUGCUUGUGCUCAGUGAUAGAUCUUCUUGAGAAUCCUGUUACCAAGUACAAAUUGCACAUUGAAAAAAUUAUUGAGGAAAUGAAGAGGGAAAAAGAAAUAUCUGAAAAGGAUGGGGACAAACCCCUCCGGUGCAAGGACAGGAAGUCUUUGCCCCCACGUUAUCCUUUACGUUCCAAUCCCAACUCCAAAGAUCAUCUGGUAGCACCUCUCUCAGUGUUCCGCAAGACAAGACAUAACAGGCCUGAAGACGAGGGAGAAGAGUGCCAUGAAGAAGGAUGCUAUGACUCUGAAGCUAUGAUGGAAGCAUUCAGAAUACUGCCGUUCAAGGAUUAUUUGAAAGAUAGCUACACCAAACUUUCAAAGGAUUUGUGUUGUUGCAUUGAGAUACUGUACACCGAUCAUCCAAGAAAUUCAGAAACAGGACAGAGCUUUCAGUGUAUGCUGGAAGUGCUUGAAUUGAUAGAAAUUCUGCAUGAUUUGAUAAAUUGUUACUGGGAUAGUGAUGAUAUAUGGUCAGAUAAACUUCUCGAGGGCAAGGUAGACGAGGAUUGUAAACCUCUUUCCUGGCCUGAGAAGCUAGCCUGUGUGCGGACUAAUACAUGCAAGAAAUCGAAGUUCAAGCUGGCCAGAUCCCUGUGUGUGCAAGAGCUAAGAUAUCUUCACAAAAACUUUGAGCUACCAAAUUAUUACAGCGGGAAGCAAAUUCAGCUGUAUCUGCUGCAGAGAACAAAAUGCAUUCUCUGUACAGUUUCCAGCUCUUACAGGUUGUAUGGUGUGCCGAUGGAUAGAUCUACUACUGAUAUUGGCCAAUUACUAAAGAAGCCUGAAAAGUCAAAUCUUCUAGAGUUGCUGAUUGUCGAUGAAGCUGCACAGCUCAAAGAGUGUGAGACCUUAAUUCCUUUGCAGCUUCCUGGCAUAAAGCAGGCUGUUUUUAUCGGAGAUGAAUAUCAGUUACCUGCUCUGGUGAAAAUCAAAAUAUCUGACAAUGCUAACUUCGGGCGAAGUGUUUUUGAGAGGCUAAGUAUGCUGGGCUAUAGUAAGCACCUUCUCAAUGUGCAAUACAGGAUGCAUCCAAAAAUAAGCAAAUUUCCAGUUGUCACAUUUUACGAUGGCAAGAUAUCUGACGGUCCAAAUGUCACUACUAAGAGCUAUGAAAGGAGGUUCUUAGCAAGCAAAAUCUUUGGGUCGUACUCAUUCAUAAAUGUAGAUGGAGGACAUGAAACAACUGAGAUGCAUGGGCGUAGCCUGAAAAACACAAUUGAAGCUGCUGCAGUUUCACGGAUAGUGCAGAGGUUGUGCAAAGAGUCAGUCUCUACAGGAAUCAAGAUCUCUGUUGGUGUUGUGUCCCCAUAUAAUGCUCAAGUUAGAGCAAUCCAGGAAAAACUCGGGAAAUCCUACAAUUUGCAUGAUGGUUUCUCUGUGAAAGUGAAAUCUGUGGAUGGUUUCCAAGGUGCCGAGGAAGAUAUUAUUAUCAUAUCAACAGUGAGGAGCAACAAAGCUGGUUCUGUUGGAUUUCUCACAAACAUGCAGAGGACCAAUGUAGCUCUUACAAGGGCGAAGCAUUGUUUAUGGAUAGUAGAAAAUGGGACAACUUUGUCCAACAGCAGGUCUGUUUGGCAGAAGAUAGUCACAGAUGCCCACCAUCGAGGUUGCUAUUUUGACGCUAGUGAAGACAAAGAUCUGUCAAAUGCAGUAAUCAAGGCUGUCAUUGAGCUUGAUGAUGCUGAGAAUUUAGUGAAGAUGGACUCGCUGCAUAUAAGCAGGCCAAGGUUUCAGAACUCAACGCCUGGAAACCGUUGGUGAGAUGUCAGGAGCCCUCAAAUAGUAUGCAUUGAUCGCAUGAUGUAUUUUGUCACCGUGUCAGUCUGAAGAAACGUUCCAUCUGCAUUAUUAUGGCGCGGCUGAGUGUUAGUCAGUUUCCCUACAUUUUGUUGAACCUAAGCUUGAUGCACUCUGAUUGCUGAAGCUCAGCUGUGUUCGUUUACCAUUGUAGCACCAGACUGAUUGUCAUAGAUCGUCUAUCUUAUUUUAGAGUGCCGGUCUCUGGAUA
Lolium perenne is the source of this 3088-nucleotide messenger RNA. RefSeq lists its product as uncharacterized. Gene Ontology annotation, molecular function: helicase activity. The record is from RefSeq and is a predicted model, not a curated record. Lineage: Eukaryota; Viridiplantae; Streptophyta; Magnoliopsida; Poales; Poaceae.